Messenger RNA from Didymodactylos carnosus, 705 nucleotides. The record is from the annotation of a GenBank genome assembly. NCBI's taxonomy places the organism in Eukaryota, Metazoa, Rotifera, Eurotatoria, Philodinida, Philodinidae.
AUGUACAAGAGCCGCCUAUCGUGGAAACAAUAUAUUCCGUUGAAAAGAGCACGAUUUGGAUUUAAAUUCUUCAUGUUAUGUGAUAUGAAUGAUUAUAUUCUCGAUUUUAUUAUUUAUACUGGUCGCGAUACAAGUUACAGUGAAAAAUUUAGUGAUUUACCGUUAUCAAGUCGAAUAGUGAUGACAUUGGUGGAAGAUUAUCUGGAUUUAGGACACUGUAUUGUAAUGGAUAAUUAUUAUUCGUUGCCAGAACUAUUUCUAAACUCUAAACUCAAAAGGAAUGAACGAAUUACAAGAUAUUACGAAAAAGUGAUGGCAUUAAAAUGGCUUGAUAAAAAAUAUGUUCAUGUGUUAUCAACAUAUCAUGAAAAUAAUACUUCAAUCGUUCAGAAGAGACAAACUCAAGUCGAAAAACCAACAUGUAUUCAUGAAUAUAAUGAUACAAUGGGUGGAGUUGAUAGGACCGAUCAAUUGAUAGCUCUUUACUGUAUACCUCGACGAAGAUUGAGAAAAUAUUAUAAGAAAAUAUUUAUGGUUUUACUUGAUUUGGCUAUAUUGAAUUCAUAUCAUUUAUAUAAAAUACAAACUCAGGAAACAAGCCAUGACGUAAUGACACAACUUCAGUUCCGUAUAGCCCUUGCUCGUUUUCUACUGGAGCAAAAUUUACAGGAUAAUCUACCGGGACACCUAGUCAGAAUAGGGUGA